This is a messenger RNA of Epinephelus moara (kelp grouper), 7164 nucleotides long. RefSeq names its product XK-related protein 8-like. Gene Ontology annotation, cellular component: plasma membrane. The record is from RefSeq and is a predicted model, not a curated record. Gene Ontology annotation, biological process: apoptotic process involved in development; engulfment of apoptotic cell; phosphatidylserine exposure on apoptotic cell surface. The transcript has 3 exons. NCBI's taxonomy places the organism in Eukaryota, Metazoa, Chordata, Actinopteri, Perciformes, Serranidae. The coding region runs from base 93 to 1361 and encodes 422 amino acids.
CAAGUGACGUGUUGACAGCUCCCAAAAUAUGUAGCCACAAUAGAAGCAAGUAGUUAAAGGGGAUAUGUGUAAACUUUAAUUUGACAGACACUAUGGGUGUGUUCAAGUACUCCCCCGUGGACUUCGUCUUUAUUCUUUGUGGACUAGUGUUCUUGCUGCUUGACAUAGGGCUGGAUAUAUGGGCAGCUGUGACUUUCUACCAAGAAAAAGCCUACUGGAGCCUUGGCAUCCUGCUGCUGCUUCUCAUCGGCUCGUCCAUUCUUGUUCAGGUCUACAGCUGGCUGUGGUACAGCUAUGAGGAAUUUAAGAGGCAGACAAAGGUUGAAAAUUGCCUGAGCCCGAGCCAGCUCAGGCUGCUUCAUGUUUUCCAGCUGGGGAUCUACUUCAGGCAUGCAGGUGUCGUGGAGAUCUCCUUAUGCAACUCCUACUCAGAGGUCGAUGACCCCGAGGGUACAGCAGUGUUCCUGAGCCACGACCUGAGCAUGCUGCGGCUCAUAGAGACGUUUUCGGAGAGUGCCCCUCAGCUUGUCCUCAUGCUCACUAUCAUUAUGCAGCGGGGCGAGCUUGACCCUGUGACAGUGUUAAAGGCCCUUGGGUCAGCCUCAGCCAUCGCCUUCAGUGUGACAAUGUACCACCGCUCCCUGCGCUCCUUUCUGCCCGACAAACAGAAACAGCAGAUGAUCUCCUCGUUAGUCUACUUCCUCUGGAACCUGUUCCUCAUUACGUCUCGUCUAACCGCCCUCGCCCUCUUCGCCUCCGUGCUGCCCUGCUUCAUCUUCACCCACUUCUUGUGCUCUUGGAUAAUGUUAUUCUUUUUCGUCUGGAGAGCCAAGACGGAAUUCAUGGACAGUGCUUGUGGAGAAUGGCUUUACAGAGCCACUGUGGGCCUCAUCUGGUAUUUCGACUGGCUUAAUGUGGUCGAGGGGAGGACGAGGUACAGGACUCUGCUCUAUCAUGGCUACAUACUGGUUGACAUUUCUCUCCUCUGUGGUCUGUGGUGCUGGAAGAUGAGCACAGAACCGCCUUAUUUUGAAAUCCCACCCCUGUAUGCUGUCAUCACAGCAGUCUGUGUUGUUGGGGUUUACAUCCUUGGCCUCCUUUUUAAGAUGAUAUAUUACAAGUACAGCCAUCCAAGCCUGACCAAGGAGGAGCUAAAAGGGGACACUGCAGAAAAGUCCAGAGUUGGACAGGGACCUACUAGGACUCCAUUCCCUGGAGAUGAGACAGACUUUCCUAUAUCCUCAUUGGAAGAUUUAGACGUGGAGGAGAUUACAUAUCGUAGCUGGCCAAGCCCACCUGCACUGGUCACUAAACGCUGCAAUAAAAGAAUGAAGAAGUUGGCUGAGAACUUCUACGCCUGAGCAGCGUCACCUGACAUCCACUAGACACGGAGGUUAGACUGACUCAUGCAGACUUGACAAGCCUCAUUAAUCAAGAUCAUGAGGUUGUGUGGGAUAGAGGGACUGUGACCUGCUCCCUGAUUCAGCCUCAUGGGAAACGACUACAAGUCACGACUGCUGUAUUCUCAUAAGCACUGUCUUCACUGCACUAAGUGGUGCUGCUAUGUGCCGAUCAUCAUUUAAUUUAUUUUUUUGGGGGUUUUGGGUUGCUGUAAUUUUCCUUCUUGUUCGUACUGCCUGUGGAGAGAUUUUUAAAGUCCUCCUUCAGACAUGAUUUCAAGUAUUUCAAAUAUUUCUUUCUCCCUCAUUGAAAAAAUUCUGGAUCUGGCCUCUGCCCUGCCCACCACUGCUGCUUGUCUUAGACUGAUUGGUGAAAGAGCAGUGUGCAUCCAAAUGGCUUGUGUUAAGCCUUAUUUAUGGUUUGGUGCAUGACACUUUUGAUGAGUGUCGCUCGAUAGAAAAGAUGUAUUUCCAACGGGAAAAAAGUGUCAACAUAAAAGUCGGUGACUGUUGGAACAGUGGACUAACUAAUGAGAUCUGUAGUCAGACGUGUUAUCCAGUGCACCACUGGCCCGCAUGACUAACUUAUUAGAUGACUAAAAAGAGUAACCGAGAUGGAUUAUUUGGUUUCUGAUGAGUUUAAAAGAGGGUUUUACAAUGAGUUUGCUCAGUCAGUUAAGCCAGCCUUAGUUCCAUGUCUGAGAGAAAUUUGAAUUCAAAAGACGUAGUUGUAUUUUUCUGUUUUAAUAAGGAAAAGAGGUGUGAGAAUAUGACUUAGAUGAACAUUUUGUGAGUUUAUAUUAUGUAUUUAUUUGUCUGAAAAAGCUAGAGUAUGCUGAAAGUAGUGGGAUGGGGGCAUAGCAGUGGCGCACACUCAUAUCAUGGUAUACUGUAUACCCCAGUGUGAAAUUUUACCCAAGCCUUCUGUGACGUCACGCAUUGUUUUAUAGACUCCCGUUUUGGCCUUCGGUGACCAUAUUUUGCCCUAACACUAGCUGCCAGACUGGUUACACAAUGCAUUUACAGCUGUUAACUGUGAUUUUGCUUAUGCUAAUGCUAAUUUUUGUAAGUGAAGAAUUUUAAUUUAUUUUUUUAAAUUUUAUAUACUUUAUUAAUCCCUGAGGGGAAAUUCAAUUUUUUCACUCUGUUGUCAAUUACACACAGGUUUGAACACACACAUGCACAAACAGGACCUAUACAUGCACUAAAUGGAGAUAACGGGCGCUCCGAGCGGUUGGGGGGUUGGGUGCCUUGCUCAAGGGCACCUUGGCAGUGCUUAGGUGGUGAACUGGCACCUUUCCAGCUACCAGUCCACGCUCCAUGUUUUGGUCCAGACGGGGACUUGAACAGCCGACCCUCCAGUUCCCAACCCAAGUCCCCAUGGACUGAGCUACUGCCGCCCCAAGAACAAGCUUAAACCCGUGAUUACAAAAUGUUCUUAAUAGAAAACCCUAACACCCAACUCCUCAUAGGGUCUUUGAGUAUGACCAAAUGCUGUACAGACAUUUCUUAGGCAACCAAAAUGUUAACGUGAGGAGGGUGACUGAACUAUAUUGUUGUGAAAGCUUAUAGUUGAAUAGCAUUAGGGGGGAUGUCUUUGGCAUGUAUGGAAGGGAGGAAUGAUUGUUAACGACCAAUAAGGACCAGUCUAUUAACAGCUGCCCAGAAACAUCUUCCGAUAUCACAUUUCUCAUUAAGAAACAGAUUUUUACUGAAAAUGUUUACGGAUUAUAUUUAUAACAGAUGUUGUUUGUCAAUAAUUUGUAAUUGUAUUUUUGUAUACAAUUGUAUUUUUUUAAUGGUAAUAUAUAAUAAACCAAAACUUGAGUCUGAAACUUUUUGAAAUUUAUUUACACUGUACUGAGUGUCUAAGGUACACAGGGAAACCUUACAGGGCUGUGUCGAGGUCCCAAACAGCUACUGUGGGGAACAUAGUGAUUAUUGUAAUUAAAUUAGCAUCGAUUAUUAUGAUGGUGCUCCGUUUACAGGAUCACAUUCAGGCUCUCUACAUGUGGCCUCACAGGUCCUUGAAAAUGAGAUGAAAUACAUUAAAAAACAAAACAAAACAUUAACAUACAGUAUUUUAAAAAAUAAUAACAGUAUUUGGCAUUGGAAAAAAAAAAGAGCACACAUAGAAGAAUAUAGCCCCUUAAACAUUGCAUGGUCAUUAUUUAACAGCCAUGGUAUACUUCAAAACAGACAUGACAUGCAGACAAAGUAAAGAAAUAAACAGAAAACACAUUCAAUAUGCAGACAAAAAUGCAAAGAUUGCAUAUGGUCUCAAUUUUCUCAAACGCCAGGACUGAUAGAUUUACCUUUAAUUCACACUGAACAAUCAAACAUGCCUUUCACUUUAGUAAUCUGCAUUAAAAAUACCAUGUAUUUAGAUCGUGAUUGUCUCUAAGCGAUGCUAAGCGUUUCACAGCAACAAAACAAACGCAAUCUCCUUUUCAAAAGGAAGCAGAAAUCUAAUACAAAGCAGAAACUGAAUGCUGAUGGUGGGAUUUCCACAAGUAACAUUUACAUGAAACACAAAUGUGUUGUCAAUCCAAAUUGAGACAUCUAUUCUUUGAAAACGUAACUGAUAGCAAAGUAACUGUUCUUCGGCCCUUCACUAAAAUUUUCUUUAAACACUGAGCAACCCACAUGAACUUUUCCCCAAAAUGGAUGUAUAGUUUUCUAGAAGGAGGCCUUUCAAAUACAGUGCAGACAACACAAUCAAAUCAAACAAAGUCUAGUAACAAAAAAACACUUAAAAAAAGUAUUGAAUUAAAAAAAGUAAGAUAACACUUUGGAUAAUAUAACAAUGCAGUGAUAAAUGUAUCAAACAAAAUCUUUCCCUUUGAGAUUAUGCAUACAGUUGAUGGUUAAAGGCACAAUAUAAAUAUGCACAGUCACGCAAGACAAACAAAAAUUACACAGAAAUACACAUUCUUAACGGUCAAGCUGCAUGUGUGUAAAUACGAAGUCUUCUUCAGGCUCAGUAUUGUUCAGUCAUAAUCUCACACGGACCGGGGGACAGUCGAUCGACUCCUCCGGCUUCUCUCACCAUCUACAAAAUGAAAAGUCCCUUGAAAUACAGUCAGUGAGCAAAGUAGAAAUGUAUUGCACAGUCAUCAUCCUUUGUGUAAAUUUGUCCCCUCUGAUACGCCUCCGAGAGGUUGUGGGUUGUCAUGUGGCUGAAAAAUUCAAAGCUAUGGUUGCACUUAUUGGAUACACUUAAAUUCCUAAAUUUUAACUAGAGCUGAAACAAUUAAUUGAUGAGUCUGCAACUUUUUUUCACAAUAAACUAAUUGUUUCAGUAAGUUUUUGUACACAAAAGCACCAAAAAUUCACUUGUUUUAAAGUGAAUAUUUGCACUUUUACAUAUUCCUCAGACAAUAAAUUUGGUCCAACAUAAGCAAUUUUAAGACGUCACAUUGAGCUGUGGGAAACUGUUAUGGACAUUUUUAACCAUUUUUUUGACAUUUCAUGGACAAAAUUAGGGCUGCAACUCAUGGUUAUUUUCUUGAUUGAUCGUUGGUCUAUAAAAAUGUCAAAGAAUAGUAGUAGGAGCUACUCACAAUUUCCCAGACCCCAAAGUGACAUCUUCAGAUGCUUGUUUUGACCAACAAUCACUCAAAAAAACCAAAAGAUACUCACUUUGCUAUCAUAUAAGUCCAAGAAAAACAGCAAAUGCUCACAUUUGAGAGGCUAGAACCUGUUAAUUAGUGGCAUUUUUGCUUAAAUUUUUUUUACUACAACUGAAUUUUUUUUUUCAGAUUGACCACUUAGUUAAUCAACUAAUCGUUGCAACUCUAGAUGAAACAGUUGACCAAAAAUAUUGAGAAAAUAAUUUGCAGAUAAUCCGAUAAAGACAAUUUUUAGUUGCAGCUUCAGUUUUAACUAACUAAUACAACGAAUGCUGACAACUGCCUGAAAAACAACUGAGAAACAUGUUGAGUAAAGUCUUUGGAAACGAAAGUAUGCAAGUUCCUUUUUGGUAAAUGACCAUUUUGACAUUCAGUUGCAUUAACAGAGCAACUCUGGUUUUGUUGCAACAACAUGACAACAUGUAAGAGAAAUCAAACUUAAUCCUACUGGCUAAGACUAUUUUUUGCCCUGGUUUUGUCAAAUUGUACAAAUGCUUUACGAACACCGCUCUCCUCCUGUGAUGAGAUGCAACAACUGUCUUCACUAUGAGAAGAGGAAACUCAUAAUGAAACCUCUUAAGUGAUUAUAAUCCUCCAAACAAUAUAUAAGCUGAGUCAGAGGCUGAAAGGUGAGAGCACGGACGGAUUAUGAGACAAUGGGGCCCCUGAGGACAGAUGUCUCAAAACAUAGGAGCACCCACGCAACCAGGACUUCAUCCUGAACCAAAGCUAUUGGGUGCUGUUGUUGGUUUAAAAACUAAACUUCAGUGUUUAGUUCAUGCUGGACACAAAGAGAAAGAGAGAGGCUGUCUAAAGCUUCCUGACACAACAGAUCCAUAACAGACAGUUUUCCAUUCAAACCAAUUCAGAUCCUGCAUCCCGCAAGUUUGGGCCAAUGGAGCCGUUAUCUGUAGUUGGGUUUCCAUUCAUACGGAGCGCAAACUUUAACCAAAUUUACAGAAAAUUAUUUUUGCAUUUCCAUUCACUAUGAUCUUGACAUACAGCCCCUAACCCUGUAGAUCCUUUAGAUUCGUGACCAUCCUGAGAGAGACGUUUUACAGCACAAAAAAAUGAACUAGUCAGUGCUCUUAGGUGGAGAAUUAGGGAAUGGAAACGCUGUCUCUGUAUUACAAUAUCUUGUUACUUAUGGGCUGAGAUAUACACCAAUACUGACCGACACUUCAGCCUGGCUCUAAAAGGAAAAAGACUGGCAAAGGAUUGGGAGCAAAACAAAACACAAACUGAGCUCUGUGACUUUACAACAAUAAAAGUUACCGGCCAUUUUAAACAGAGGCUCUGUGACCAGUUCUGGAAUCCAUCCAUGGGUAUGAUCCCUUAUAUUUUCCUCCCUCAACCUAAAAACACUUAACAUUUGUUACCAGAGUCACGUUAUCCUGAUUUACAUCAUUCUGAAAAACAUAAACUGUUAACCAAUCUACAGUAAAUCCCAUUAUUUUAAAUGCUUGUAUUGUACCACUUUCAACUAAGCACUUCAAUGAGUUUCUAAUGGCAGUUCAUCUCCUCACAGGAGUUAAAGGAUACUUAGGAACCCCAAAAACAGCUGCAUCAGUAUAUUACUAGUAUAACAUAACAUCAUCAGCGAAGAAGAACAGCCCUGUUUGUAGCUUUGUGUCAAACCAAUUUUCAGAUAAUCAACAGGUUUUUAAAAACGGUUUGUGGAGCAUUUUCUCAAACCAGAAAAUAAACAUUGAAUCCUUUAAAUCAGAUUGUCGUGUCCCAAAUCCAUACCACAUACUGAUUCUGCACAGGUUUUUAGUAUAGUGUCUUCACAAUAGAAAAGUGACAACUUUGUGGCUCACUAAUCACACAGUAGGCAGCUAAAUAUGGUCGAUUCUAGACACUUUUCACACAAUGCAGUUCCCAGAGAAAAUUAGGUGGGUGCUCACAACUGGAGAAAAUUUAAAAUAAGUUGCGGGUGCAAGGGAAAAAACUCAAGAUAAAUCUUGGAAAACUAAAAUAAGUGAUAUUUAUAGAAAAACGUUUAGCUUUCUGUAAGUUUAACUUGCAGAGACUUUUGGGUGUAUUAUGUAAUUCCCUCAAAACAUAAAAAGGUUAUGUAUGUUAAUGUUUUUGGAUACUAAAUAGGGCUGUACGUUUUUUUUUUUUUUUUU